AUGGCAAUUUAUGUUAGUAGAGAAUUAAAAUUGGAUAAGGACCGAGUGCCAGUAGUGAGUGUUAUUGAUAAACACACGGUGACAAUAACGAAUAUAAAAGUGAGUGUAUCAGGUGCAGGAGACAGCCGCGAGCGCGUCCGCCGCUACUACGCGGAUUACACAUUUGAUGGCGCGUGCGCACCCGCACACCCAGCUUAUGCAUCGCAAGAAGUGAUAUUUGAUACACUGGGCCGUGAGGUAUUGUCAACAAUUUCUAAAGGCCAAUCAGCAUGCGUUCUUACGUAUGGCCAAAGUGCAACUGGGAAGACACAUACUAUGAUGGGGUCGGUGGGACAAUUGGGGUUGAUACCACGAAUUUGCAAGGCUUUGGCUGAUGAACAACUCUUCGAUACCUUUAUAGUUGUACGACUUCAGCCGCACGUGAGUGUUGAUAGCCAAGUUGCGCUACACGUCGCUGUAAUUCAGUCACACGUUUCACAUUCACUGAAACACCUGUUAAAAACAUGCAGCUUUCUAGAGAUAUACAAUGAGCGAGUUCACGACCUCCUAGCUGGAGAGCCGAAUUUGCCUCUCAACUCUCUUCCACGUAGAAAAGGCAAUGCGAGGAAAGACCUUCGCGUCAGGGAACAUCCAACGAAGGGAACUUAUGUUCAAAAUCUUCGCCGUGUAACUGUGAACGACGUAGAGUCGCUUCUAGCCAUAGUACACGAAGGUACACGAAAGCGUCGCACAGCUGCCACUAAACGCAACAGUGCUUCUUCAAGAUCCCACGCCUUGCUUGAAUUGAAAACUUCCCGCGCCACACUGCAUCUUGCUGAUCUUGCCGGCAGUGAAAAAGCUGGUUGGGAAGGUGCGGGCGGCCGACAAAAGGAGGGCGCUAAUAUUAACAAGUCAUUAGUAGCGCUGAGCAAUGUCAUCUCUGCUUUAGUUAGUGGUGAGUCAGGACGCCGAAGAUUUGUGCCAUACCGAGAUUCAGCGCUCACAUGGCUUUUAAAAGACUGCUUUACAGGUGGCGGCAGUACAUUUAUCGUUGCAACUGUGUCACCCAGUGUAGCGUGUUACGGAGAAUCAGCGUCGACCCUUCGCUGGGCGUCCCGAGCGCGCCGGUUACCAGAUACUAGAACCAAUACUUCUAACACAAAUACAAAAGCCACGUUACAGACUCAAUUUGAUGCUAUAUUAGCCGAAUUGGGUAGACAUUAUAUACAAUAUAAGCCAGAAACUGGAGAGCUCCUGUAUGAUGAUAAACAUUGGACAUUGGAAAUAAAUAAAAUACAAGGUAACAUUUUGAAUAAAAAAAUCAAGAUAGGUAAUAUAAUGAAUUUGCGGUAUCCAAAAAAUGAGGCCGAUAACUCAGGAUCAACCCCAUCAUUAAUAGCCAGCGGUAGCUUAGAUGUAAUAAAUAAUAUGGAUAAAAACGGUAAAAUUACUAAUGAAAUAAACAAGGAAAUAGAUAAGUUGUUUGGUCCAGCCUUAGAAAGAACUAAAAGUGGAACUGAUAUAGAAGUUAUUGCACCUUUAAGAGAUAAGAAACGGCAUUUUAGGUCACAAGAAAUACUAUCUAGUGAUUUUUCAGAACGAAAUCUUGAUCAUCGUUUUUCAGACGUCGGUAUCAAUGAAGGAAAAGUUGAAGAUUGCAUAAAUAAAACAAAGACAUCACAAGUGACAGCUUUGCAUAAUAACCAAAGAGCAGAAAUUAUAGCUUCAGUUACAGAGAGACUUUAUUCUAAACUUAAAAAAAAUGAAAAUGCUUCAAAAGUUGAAUCUAUGAGUGAUAAAAAACUACCGAGUGAAUUAAAAAUUAUGCAACCACUGAAAGAACUUAAAAUUUGUUCAAACGCACGCCAACGACUUAUGGAAUUAAGUAAAAAAGCUUUGAAAAACAAAAGAAGAAUGGGUAUUCCUGCGCACACGCAAACAAGAAAAACGGUUAUACGAGUAAAAGACCAAGCUAUUGAAAUACAAACGGAUCUUCAACCAUAUAUAAUACAACAAAAGUACCCAUAUAAAUUUCAACAAGAUGUAAGUACGGAAACUACAUCAAUGACACCACGUGUAAAAGAAAUAGCGGUUGGAUCAAAAUAUAGUAGUUUAUCAUUUGCUGAUAAAUUUACUUUAACGGAAUCUAAAAAAGUUUCUUAUACAAAUACCUCAACAAUUACUGAUACUGUUUCUAUGAGGAGUUUUAGUACACAAACACCAAAAAUCCAGCCACCACCGAGAAGAAAAAAGAGGUUAUCUGCUUACUCAAAAUAUAUUAAAAAGGUAGAACGUAGUAAAUCGAGCACAGAUGAAAGCAAUGAAAAUAGCAUAUCACCAAUAAUUAACAUUAAUAUAUCCCCAAUGUACGCAGUUAAUUCUGAUUCUAACAGUUCAGACGAAGUUGUCGCCUGGCCAGAUGAAGACAAGCAUAGUGCUGCCACAACUCCUGAUCUUCUAACAAAUCAUAGUAACAUGUCAAAAAAAUCAAUUGAAAAUGAGGAAAAUUGCAAUGAUCUUAAUUUGAAUAUCGAGUAUUUAGAUAAAAAAUCACACUCAGUGGAUAAUUUAGAUGAAUUUUCUGAUGUUGACUUACCUAUGCCUCGUGUAACCGUCGACAGUGCAAGAAAAAUUGGUCGUAAAGACUACGAGGAUUUAAUAUUCGGUCGAAAUGAACAUUUGUACCCAUAUAAUCUGAAAUUAUCGCCUUUUAAAGAAAGAGAUGAAACAAAGCGGGUGAUACGUUUUAAAGAUAAGGAUACAAAGUGCGAUGAAUUUAUUCCUAAAAAGCCAACAAAGUACAUUAAAGAUAAAACUGUACAAUAUAAUAUACGUAGCGAUGAUUUAGAAUCGUCCGAUUCCAACACUGAAUCCGAUUUUAUUUGGGCGAAAAAUCCCGCGCAAUGUGACGGCUGUUGUCAAAAAAGAAUACAAGACACAGGCUCUGAAUGUGAAGUAGACUUUUCUAUGUCUACAGAAGGUUUUCGCCUAAAAAGUAAACAAUCUCCGAAUCUUCGUCCCUAUAGUGAAGAAACGUGUUACAAUAAAACAAAUAAAUCAAAUCAAAAAACAGAAAAUAUAUAUGAUUUUGAUAGUAUAGAAAAGAAUAUUAAAAGCGCAUGCAACAGUUUAGAGGCUUCUGUAAACCAGUAUGAUAGUUACUUGAGAAAACCAAGAAAUUCUAAGUCAGAUACACGAACUCCCACUGAAUAUUUGCAUCAUUUGAUUAAUUUACGACGAGAGGCUGUUAAAUUGGAAUAUCCAGAAUACUUG
Messenger RNA from Brenthis ino (lesser marbled fritillary), 3252 nucleotides. NCBI's taxonomy places the organism in Eukaryota, Metazoa, Arthropoda, Insecta, Lepidoptera, Nymphalidae. The record is from the annotation of a GenBank genome assembly.